AUGUCCUGGUCGGGAUUUAAAAAAGCGGUCAAUCGGGCCGGUGCCCAUGUCAUAUUGCGCACCAACAAGGGCGAAGCCUCUGUGGACCCGGAGUUUGAUCUCCAGGAGGCCAAUUUCAAAAAACUCGAAUCCUAUACAAAUGACCUUGACCAAGAACUAGACACUUUUGUGACAAACUUUGAGAAUCUGCUAGAAACCCAAUUGAACAUGGCAAAGACCUUGGACUCCUUCUACGGCGAUUACAGUUUCGACCUCAAGGCAGACAAGCGAGCGGAUCACUCGGAAGAAGCUGGAGACGGCAAGACGAACGUUCGAGACGGUAUCUCGCUCACGUAUCUCAAGAUGAUAGAGGAUAUUAAGGACAGUAUACUGCCGGAAGUUCUGCAACCGAUGAACGUGACUGUCAUGGAGCCAAUUGGAGAGCUACAAAAAUACAACGACGAAAUUAACAAGCUGAUAAAGAAACGCGCGCGCAAGAAGGUGGAUUACGACGUUUUACGGUUCAAGCUGUCCAAACUUCAGAACGAGCAUGCCGGGAUUGAAACCCAGGCAAAGGACCAGCAGCGGGGCGAGAAGUCGGAUCAGUUGCAAAAAACCUACGACAAGCUGCAGCGGGUGAAAGUUGAGUUUGAUGAGGCAGAAACCGUUUACACAGACAUUAAUACCCGCCUUAAGAACGAGAUCGAACAGUUUGUUGGGCUCAGGCUGUCUCUAGUGGACCCAACGUUUGAAAGUUUCAUCAAAAUCCAGCUCAAGCUGUACAACGACAUCUUUGACAGACUGGAACAGAAAGAUCUACACAUCGACGCCAUGACGACCCAGGAACACCAGGAAGAGAAGAUCGACGCACGUUUGGAAGAAAUACUGAUGAGAAUGAGCGCUCUAGAUAUUAAGAGUUUAUAA
Molecule: messenger RNA, 903 nt
Organism: Ogataea philodendri
Lineage: Eukaryota; Fungi; Ascomycota; Pichiomycetes; Pichiales; Pichiaceae
Exons: 1
Coding region: 1-903 (300 amino acids)
Biological process (GO): actin cortical patch localization; endocytosis; plasma membrane tubulation
Cellular component (GO): Rvs161p-Rvs167p complex; medial cortex; actin cortical patch
Molecular function (GO): lipid binding; protein binding
Source: RefSeq, a predicted model, not a curated record